Calidris pugnax (ruff) is the source of this 882-nucleotide messenger RNA. RefSeq names its product proteasome 26S subunit, ATPase 4 (gene PSMC4). Gene Ontology annotation, molecular function: ATP binding; proteasome-activating activity; ATP hydrolysis activity. The transcript has 6 exons. Gene Ontology annotation, cellular component: proteasome regulatory particle, base subcomplex. Gene Ontology annotation, biological process: proteasome-mediated ubiquitin-dependent protein catabolic process. Lineage: Eukaryota; Metazoa; Chordata; Aves; Charadriiformes; Scolopacidae. The record is from RefSeq and is a predicted model, not a curated record. The annotation marks the transcript as partial.
AUGGGUGUCAUGGGGACACGAGGAGCUGAGGGCCGCGCCCCGGGGGAGGUGACCCCCCUGGAGAUGACCCCCCUGGAGGUGCCACCUUCUCCACCUCCUCCCGCAGGCUCCAACUACUACGUGCGCAUCCUGAGCACCAUCGACCGGGAGCUGCUGAAGCCCAACGCCUCGGUGGCCCUGCACAAGCACAGCAACGCCCUGGUGGACGUGCUCCCGCCCGAGGCCGACAGCAGCAUCAUGAUGCUCACCUCAGACCAGAAGCCGGACGUGAUGUACGCGGACAUCGGGGGGAUGGACAUCCAGAAGCAGGAGGUCCGGGAGGCCGUGGAGCUGCCCCUCACCCACUUCGAGCUCUACAAGCAGAUCGGCAUUGACCCCCCACGGGGCGUCCUCAUGUACGGCCCCCCCGGCUGCGGCAAGACCAUGUUGGCCAAGGCUGUGGCCCAUCACACCACAGCCGCCUUCAUCCGGGUGGUGGGCUCGGAGUUCGUGCAGAAGUACCUGGGGGAAGGUCCCCGCAUGGUGAGGGACGUCUUCCGCUUGGCCAAGGAGAACGCCCCGGCCAUCAUCUUCAUCGACGAGAUCGACGCCAUCGCCACCAAGCGCUUCGACGCCCAGACCGGAGCCGACCGGGAGGUUCAGCGCAUCCUCCUGGAGCUCCUCAACCAGAUGGACGGCUUCGACCAGAACGUCAACGUCAAGGUGAUCAUGGCCACCAACCGGGCGGACACGCUGGACCCGGCGCUGCUGCGUCCCGGGCGCCUGGACAGGAAGAUCGAGUUCCCGCUGCCCGACCGGCGCCAGAAGAGACUCAUCUUCUCCACCAUCACCGGGAAGAUGAACCUCUCCGAGGAGGUGGACCUGGAGGACUGUAUCCUGGGG